Silurus meridionalis is the source of this 2168-nucleotide messenger RNA. It is a transcript of the gene fancg, whose product is annotated as FA complementation group G. Gene Ontology annotation, biological process: interstrand cross-link repair. NCBI's taxonomy places the organism in Eukaryota, Metazoa, Chordata, Actinopteri, Siluriformes, Siluridae. Gene Ontology annotation, molecular function: protein binding. The record is from RefSeq and is a predicted model, not a curated record. Bases 134 to 1960 code for a protein of 608 amino acids. Gene Ontology annotation, cellular component: Fanconi anaemia nuclear complex. The transcript has 14 exons.
UUUGACGCAUGUGCAGUAAAGUUUCGAAAGGCGCUAUGGCCCCUGGAGGGAAAGUUCAAAUCGCGAGAAAUUGUUAAUAAUGAAUUCGCGUUGUAAGUAGUUUUUGGUUUGAUUAUGUUAAAUAUCCGCCGAUAUGCCUCCGACUUUGGUUGACAGAUGGACCGAGGAGAAUAAUACGGUCGCCUUAAAGUGGAAGGAAUAUGAAAGUCACCGGCAGCUUCUUCAGGACAUACGGAAACACUGUUACUCAGAGUGGCUGAAACUGCAGCAAAAAGCUCAAGGUGUGGCCGCCCAAACAAAACACCUAAAGCUUGAAAUCACCAUUUCAUACAACACUUUGCUGUUUUCUCUGAGUUGCGGCACACCAAAAGAGACAAAGGAUUGCAUCACCAAUAUCCUAAUAAGAGCAUUAGAGGCUGUACACAAGCAGGUUCCCAGUUAUGAUUUGGUUGCGUUAUGGCAAGCUGUGCUGAAGACUUUUGGUGGUAUGGCAUAUGAGCCAUGGAUCCACAAACUUCUCCUGAUUCAGUGGGCGGUCUGGCUCUCAGAACGCAACUAUGAUGGAGUCCUGGAUUUGCUUCUGCAUGUUAAUCACAAAAGCACAUCGUCAGGGGAUCUGCUUGCAGAAACCCGAAACCUCACUCUUUCUAUCGAAGAAGACGACUCCCUUCUUGUUGCUUUAGCAACCAAAGACCUCCAGGAGCUUUUGCACGUGUGCACAUUCAUUUCUAUUGGAGUGGAGCAGAUGAAGAAAGAGAAAUAUGUCGAGGCUUUUAGGGUUUUGCAGGAAGCUGCCACCCAGCCCUCGCCCAGAGCGCUUCUGGCUCAUGUUCACGUGCUCACAGGAUUUUGCUAUGCCAAGCUGCAAAAGCCCCAGAGUGCUCUUCAAUGUUACAGAAAGGCCUUGGAGGUGGACUUUAAUUGCCAAAGGGCUCUUUAUCAGAGUUCGCUAGUAUACAAACAGCUGAGUAACACCAAUGCAGAAAUAGAGGCAUUACAUCUCCUGCACUCUGCUGUAAUGUUGCAUGCUGAGAGCAAUCCAUCAAAUUCAUCAAUGCCAUUGAUAUCUCCUGAUAUGCUGCUUGGUAGUGAACAAAUCGAAUUUAUCUGUCAAAUUCCAUCUACUCUUUAUAUACUACACACACUGGGGCAUAGAUGUGUACUCAGUGACAGGACUUCGGAAGGAGCUGAAUAUUAUCUUGAUCUCUUGGCUUCUUUGCAGUCAGACUCAAAACAAAUGCCUGUGGAAGAUGGCUCGUCAUUUCCAAGAAUUCCAGCGAUCUACCUUGAAGCAGCCUUUGCCCUUUUAAAAGCCAAACGCGUUUGGGAUGCCCUUGCUAUUUGUGAUGAGGUUAUUGCUAAAACUGUUGACCUCAUCCCAGAGAGUUUGUUGAUUUCACCACUAGUUUCCAGAGAACUCGUACCUCUUACGCUGGAAGCUGAUUCUCAAGAGGAGAAACUGCAGUGUGUUCUGUGGUCUGGAGCUGCUUACUACCUUCAAGGGCAGGCUCAUUUACAACUCAAAGAUACAAAAGAGGCGUUGACCAAUUUUACUAGAGCUAUCAAUCAACUGGUAAAAGUGUGCAUUAAACAAAAAGUGAAAGAUCCUGGGGUUGAGAAAACAGUGACAUUCCUGGAAGCUCUUAAAGGAAAAGCACUUUCAUUUAGAGCUGUGUGUUUUGUAGAGAGAGGCAAGUUGAAGGAGGCUUUAAGGGACUUUCAGCUCAGUCUUCAGGCGACACCAGGAUGCAUGAACACUGGAAUGUGGCUGGUGGAGAUCAUGUGGAGGCUGGACCGCAAGCAGGAGGCAGCAGCCAUGUGGAAGCAAAUCCUUAACUUCACACAGUCAACACCACCAGUAGAUCUGCCCUUGUAUCUUCAAACGUGUAAUGAGGAUCCUACAGCCUUUGACCUGAGCAGCCUGAAGAGGAAAAUCGAGGAAUUUAUACAGAAUUGUUAAUAUUUCCUAUUUCAUUCAUGCAUACCUACGUGUAUGUUGGACCAACAUGCAGACUUAUUGGAUCAGAAUUGAACCUCAACAUGUGGAAUUGAUUAGAAUGUAUUAACUAAGAAAUACAUAUUUUAUGAGUUUAUUUAACAUUAUUUACAGAAUUGUUAAUACUUUGAAAUACAUGCUUAUGGUAUUAAAUUAAAAAUGGUUAUUUGCA